AUGAUUGAGGAAGAUAUUCAGGCUAGCAGUUCGGUUUUAGAUUUGUGCAAAUGGUUACCUGCUAAAGUCAACAUACAUGCAUGGAGAUUAGAGAUGGAUAGAGUACCCACAACUGACGCUCUUAAGAGAAGAAAUGUCAUCGUUGGAGACUCUCGGUGCAUCCUAUGCAACUUUGAAGAGGAAACAGCCGAACAUAUGUUUACAGCUUGUUAUAUCGCUUCGAACGUGUGGCAGGGUAUAAGUUCUUGGUGUAAAAUUCCGAGUAUUUAUGCUUUCUCGAUAAAAGACCUCUUCUCCUUCCACAAAAACCUCAGGGUUUCGGACAAGAAGAACGAAGCGGUGCAAGGUAUUAUAAUGAUCGCGUGUUGGAGUUUGUGGCGUGCCAGGAAUAACGCAAAAUUUUCUAAUAUAUCGGUUAGAAUAGAAAAUGUAGUUAGUGAGAUAAAGGCUAUGGGUUUUCUUUGGUUUUUCAAUAGAUUUAAAAAUGCAGGGAUUGAGUGGAGGGAGUGGUGCUCCUUUGUAGAUAUGUAA
This is a messenger RNA of Helianthus annuus (common sunflower), 531 nucleotides long. RefSeq lists its product as uncharacterized. Bases 1 to 531 code for a protein of 176 amino acids. The transcript has a single exon. The record is from RefSeq and is a predicted model, not a curated record. Lineage: Eukaryota; Viridiplantae; Streptophyta; Magnoliopsida; Asterales; Asteraceae.